AUGCACGGUGAAGUCUAUUUUAAUACUUAUGGCGGUAUUGAUGGUUAUUGUAAUGACAACGAAGACGGAGCACAGAAUUCCAGUGAUUGCUAG
Molecule: messenger RNA, 93 nt
Organism: Arxiozyma heterogenica
Lineage: Eukaryota; Fungi; Ascomycota; Saccharomycetes; Saccharomycetales; Saccharomycetaceae
Exons: 1
Coding region: 1-93 (30 amino acids)
Source: RefSeq, a predicted model, not a curated record